GCGUAGCUCCUUCAGUACGAGUACGAGUGCGGUCUUCGACGUAUCCAAAAGCAAACGCGGCUCUUUUUUAAGCGCGUUUUGUAUUAUUCUACUCAUAUAAUUUAUAAUUUGCGUCGCUAUAUGAUUUCUCCUUGUUUCGUAGAACAACAACAACAACAACAAGAAAUAAGUAAACAAACAAGAACAAACGGUAAACAACAGCUGUAAGUAAAGGUGACUGAAACGACGACAGCAACAGCAGCAGCGGAAGCAGUAGCAGCAUCAGCAGCAGCAAGUGCAGCAGCCGGUCCAGUAAAGUGUACCGUUAUACGAAAUUCUUCCAUUUGUCAGCAAAAUUUUAAUUUUGCGUAAAAAUUUCAAAGUUUCAAAAUCCAACAGUCAGCAGCUUGUGUAUGUUGUCAAUCAUUCAUUCAAUCUUCAAGAUUCUUCAAGUUUUGAGUCAUUAAAAAUCACAAAAAAAGAAGCUCCGAACUUCAUUUGGCAACUUUUCAAAGUUUUUUGAAGAAAUUUGUUGCGCUUUGACUGCAUCUCAGUUGGCAUUCUACCAUUGUAUGCAUAUCGCGGCUGUAAAGCUGUAUCCUUUCAAAUCAACAACAACAACACAGCGUGCGGAUUCAAGCAUCAAUUGAGUGAGAUCCUGCAUUUGAAGAUUUCCAGCGUAGAGUUUACAACGUCGAACAGCUGUUCAGCUUACACAUUUGCGGCAAAUAGCGGCUUUGAGGGGCUGCUUGCGUAUACGAUCCACUGAGAAUAAGCAACAGCAUUAAACAAAAGAUUAAACGAAAGAGAGAAGUAAAUCAAUCAUUAGGCGCAAGUGAUAUAUCUACGAAUAUCAAAACAAUCAUAAAGCAAAUGAACAAUUCGUGAACAUUUUUGCACAAAUACUUUUGAAAGAGCAUUACAAAUCGAUACAUUUUCAUAUAUGUAUAUCGAUAAUUAAAUAUUUCAAAAAUAUUUUACGAUAUUUUCCUAGAAGUCAAACAUCUUCGGUUGUUCUUAUAUGAUUUCACGAAGUAGCCAAACCAAGCCAAGUGACUAGCGCAUAAAAAGCAUUGACAUUAAAUAAAAAAAUUAUAUGAGACAGAGAGAGAGAGAGUGUAAGAGAGAGAGAGAGAGAGACAACAAAAUAGCGACCGUGUUUCCUAGUUGUGAAUUCAAAGUGAUUUAAAUUUAUAGAGAAAAAAAAGCGAAGCGAACAUUUUAAAAAAGUAUUAUUUGUACGCCAAAAAGCUAAAAAAAAAGACCAGCACCAGCGAAAGCUCAAUAAAAAGCUGCCAAGCUGUUAAAAGCUGCAGAGUGAUUUGCGCCCGUAAAGGAAGAGUGAAAUUAUAACGGCAGUCAUUAUCAACGCAAUAGAAAAGCAAUUUAGUACGGUAUCAUAAAAACAGUAACAAUAAGAACAACAAAAAAUAAAUAUAUAUUAAAAAAUAAUAACAAAAACAAAAAACAAAAACAAUUUACAUACCAAAUAUACUACUAUCACUACUACAACAACUACUAACUACUACUAUUUCUACUACCAACAACCCAGCAAAGCUUGCGUGCCGCAGACGAAGCAUACGCAGCGUUGCAUUUCCAGCGCGCAAGCUAAACACGAACUGACCACGUACAGUGUUUGCAGUAUUAUUACGUAAAAUAUUUAAAUACCACAAGAAAAAAGAGAAAUUAAUUAAUAAUAAAUUAAAUAAAUAAAUAAACAUUUGUAACGAUUUUUUCGGUGUUUGUGUAUGUUUGUACUUUUCAUAGCGCCUAAAAAUAUACUACAGUACAUAUAGCAUAUUUGAACAUUAAAGAAUUUAUUCCACGAAAAGUACGCAACGAAAGCGUUGAAUGUCUCGGUAGUCAAAUAGGUGUACAAGUUUUCUAUAAAAAACAACAAAAAUAUUACAAAAACAAAAAAGGGAAAAUCAUUGUAUGGAUGUCUAAGAUUUUAAUGGCAUAAAAACGGAACUGAUUUUAUAUAUACAUACAUACAUAUAUAUGUAAUAACAGUUAUACUAGAAAAAAUACUAAAAUAUUUAAAAGAAAAAAAUACUAGAAAACCAAAAAAAAAAGAAACAAUAUUUUAAACACCAAAAAGUGUUGUAAACAAGAUUUUAGACGCAAACGUAAACUUUUUGCAAAACCCAGCGUACUUCCAACGACUACAAAAGACGACGAAUACAGCCACGUUAAAACUGUGUGUGUGAGCGCGCGUAAAAAUCGGUUAACAUUAGCAGCUUAAAAAGGCCAAAUUUAAACUUUUUAAACGAAAAAACAAUAUUUACAAACAAAAAAAAGUGAUUUUCGCACAUUAAAUAAAACGAAGUGAUUUCAGAUUUUUCCAUAUUUUAAAAUAUUUAUAAACACUUUCAAAACUUACUAACAAACCACUGACUUCAUUAAGUACAUAAAUUUCAACUUAUAUGCUUUCUGUUUACUGAGAGAACAGCAAAAAACUGCAUUCAAAUAAACGCAAAUAAGACUUACAGUGAAAAUUGGCAACAUAGCAAGUGUAGUAAGCCAGCGCGCUAAACGAAAGAAAAUCGGCAACAGUGUGAACGGCAGCAAUUGUAAAACUGCAUAACGUACAACCAAAUGAAUUGUAAGCUGUAAGCUGUAACAAGCAGGCAGUGUGUGUGUGUAUGAAAAUUGGCAACGUAGCCACGUAGUAGAGUUGAGUGUUGAGCGAAAGUGCAAAGCGAACAGCCAGUAAAGUGAUUUUAUAUACCAACUAUACAAAGAAAUGAACUUAUUUACUUAAUAAAAAAAUAACAACACAAAUCAACUGAAGUUGAGCAGUACAACGGAAGCAGUGGCGUGCAAAAUAAUUGGGAUUGAUUAUUUCAACGUGAGCGCAAUCGUGCAGUUGUCAAAAAGAGAGUAGAAACUCUGUGAGUUAGCAAAAUCAAGAGAGCGGCGAAAAUAAAUCGAGAUCCAAGCGAAUCUUGCAAAUCAACACCACCAAAGAAAACCAACUAAACUAAAACUAAAGCGAAUAGUAGCAGAGCAAAACAAAUAUCCACAAAAAGGAGCUAACGAAUAAUCAUAUUAAAUUUAUACAAAAAACAACAGUUUAUAACAACAACAAUAUAUAUAUAUAUAUAUAUAUAUAUAUAUAUAUAUAUAAAGAUAUAUAAAUAAAAAACGUGACAUACAAAUACCAAUGUUCCAUAAAGCACCAGCAGAUCAAGAGAGCAACAGCACCAACAGCAGCAGCAGUUAAGAGAGAGAAGAGAUAUAGUAAAGAGAGAAGAACUUAAUAAAAAAAAUAAAAGCAAAUUUUUAAAUAAAAUCUUAGUGAGCGGAGCAUAUAAAUUAUAUAAAAAUAUAAAUAUUGCUGUCUUUUUGCAUUUUUGCAAUUUUAUAAAAAACAAAAACAAAUAAUAAAAAAGCAAAUAUUAUAAUAUAUAUAUAUAUUUAAACCAAAAAAACACUUACAAAGGCGAAUCCAUACACGAACAAUCCUUUGAGAAGCAGAGAUACACACUUAACGAACAUAAAAACAAAAAAAAAAUCAUUAGCAAAAUUUACUCUUUUAACUUAAACAACAACUAACUAAAGAAAAAACCAAAAAAUCAUUGAAAAAUCAAUUUUACUAAAAAACCAAAUUUUAGCGAAAGAAAAUCAUUAAAAACACAUACAAAGAAACGAGCGUAGAACGAUCGUAGUCGAUCUAAAACCCAUACACCAAGCAGCAACGCCGAGCGAAAGCUACCAAAAAAAAAACCAAAAACAAAAACGCACGAAAGCUCAAAGUGGCCACAAGCGAAAGCUCAACGCCAACAAACACAGUGUAAAGUCUUCUAGUCAAAAAAGCAAAAACAAAAACAAAAAAGUAAAUAAAUAAGCAAAGCUAAAACUAUUUGCAAUUUGUGUAAAGAUAAUUUUUAGCGAAAGCUUACUUAAAACUAACUUACAUACUUACUUACUUACUUAAUUUCCAACGGGACUUGUGCAAAGCGCAAUCAAAGCUCUUUAAGAAAUAAAGAAAUAUUUAAAUUAAAUUAAAUUAAAUUUAAGCGACCAUUUAAAACAACAAGCAGUGAGACUAAUUACUAAGCAACAACAACAAAUCAUACAAAUAACAAAACAAAGCAACAAAGCGCUAAGCAGUACAGUUAGCAAGCAGCGAGUAGCGCAAGUGAGAAAGCGAGAAAAGAUCAAAGAUCGAGCAAGUAAACUGCAGCAGAAAGCAGUCGACUAAGAGCACGCGUUCGAGCGCACACAACCGUUGAGAUCGAACUUCAAAAUUACGCCCCAAAAGCAAACAACCACCGCCGUCGUCGCCGCCGCCGCCGCAGCCACAACAGCCGUUAAUAAAAAGUCAACAACACCGCAGCAAGCAGCCGGCAAAAAAAUGACCAACGCCAUGGAUAUCGUGAAGAAUGGCAGCGCCAAUGGCUCCGUUGACGGCAGCUCGGACGAGUCGCGCACCAACUUGAUUGUGAACUAUUUGCCACAGACAAUGACGCAAGAGGAGAUGCGUUCGCUCUUCUCGAGCAUUGGCGAAUUGGAGAGUUGCAAGCUAGUGCGCGACAAAGCCUCAGGUAAUUUGGUGUUGCCAGCUUCGUUGACCGCACUCAAUCCGGCAUUGCAACAAGUCGGCCAAAGCUUGGGCUACGGUUUUGUUAACUAUGUACGCGCCGAGGAUGCUGAGAAGGCCGUUAAUACAUUGAAUGGUUUACGUUUACAGAAUAAAGUGAUUAAAGUAUCAUACGCCCGUCCAAGUUCGGAAUCAAUAAAGGGUGCUAAUUUGUAUGUAUCGGGUCUUCCCAAAAAUCUAUCACAACCAGACUUGGAGGCACUAUUCGCAUCAUAUGGCAAGAUAAUUACAUCUCGUAUACUCUGUGAUAAUAUUUCUGGUCUAUCGAAAGGUGUCGGUUUUAUACGUUUCGACCAACGCAACGAAGCCGAGCGCGCUAUACAGGAAUUAAAUGGCAAAACGCCCAAAGGUUACACCGAACCAAUAACUGUCAAAUUUGCCAAUAAUCCCAGCAAUAGCGCCAAAGCUCAACUCCCACCACCGCUGGCCGCUUAUUUGACACCACAAGCGGCUGCCGCAACGCGUCGUCUUGCUGGCGCACUGCCAUCGGCUGGACGUAUAAGCAUUGGAAAAAGCCCGAUGUUAGCCAUUAACAAGGGUUUACAAAGAUACUCACCAUUGGCCGGUGAUCUCUUGGCCAAUUCCAUUUUGCCCGGUAACGCCAUGACCGGCUCCGGCUGGUGUAUAUUCGUUUACAACCUCGCACCCGAAACGGAGGAGAAUGUCUUGUGGCAGCUGUUCGGCCCAUUCGGUGCCGUACAAUCGGUCAAGGUUAUACGCGAUCUGCAGACGAGCAAAUGCAAGGGUUUCGGCUUUGUGACCAUGACGAAUUACGACGAAGCGGUUGUGGCAAUACAAUCACUCAACGGUUAUACACUGGGCAACCGGGUGUUGCAAGUUAGCUUUAAGACAAAUAAAACCAAAACCGCUUAAGUGAAUUUGGGUGGUGUAGAGCAGAAGAAGAAGAAGAAGAAGAAGGAGAAGCAGAGGAGCAACAGCAAGUAUGUGAAGGAGAAGGAAAGCGGUGGAGCGGUAGUGAGAUAGAAAGCGAGCGUAAGCGCAAGCAAAGCUUUUGUGUGACGCGAGGGAGAGCUUUCACUUGAAAGCUUCAAGUAAAUUUUUAGUGAAAGGCAACAAGAAGAAGAAGUAGAAUGAAAAAUAAGCAUGAACCAGUAAACACCGCAGUUCAACUAAACAACAACAACAACAACAAAAAAGUUAAAAACAUGCAAAAAAAAUAUUUAAAAAAUUUACAUAAAUUAUAUACACAUAUUAUUAUUAUAUAAAACUGAAGCUGUAGUUGUGUGUGCAGAAGAAGCAGCUGAAAGCAUAUUAACUAUACAACAAAAAAAGCAAACGUGUUGAAACAUGAAAUUGAGAUUUACCACUAGUCACACAAAAAUUGAAAAAAAAAAAUUAGUAAAAAUUCUAAGUUGUGCAAAAUUACUUUUAGUUUUGUAGUAUUUAUUGAAAUUCGAAAAUUUGUUAGCGAAAAAUGUGAGCGAGAAAAAUGCGAAAAAUCAUAGCAGAGAAAAAACGUAAAAGAGUAAAGAGAACGGCAUGGCAAAAAGGGAGUAAUAAUGAAAGUGCGCAAUGCGCUUUCUAGGCAAUAUUUUUUUGUGUGUUCAAGCUUAGCCGAAAGUAGUUGAGCGUGAGAGCGAGAGAACAACAGCAGUGAAGCAGUAGCGAAAGCUUUGAAUUAAACAAGUGUGAAAGCUUUUACUUAAAAGUUUGUGAAAGCUUCGACUUAAACGAGUGUAAGAGCUUAUACUUAAAGGAUUGUGAAAGCUUUUAAUUAAAAGAGUGUGACAGCUUUGACAUAAAAGUGUGUGCGGCCAAAAAGCUUAAAAGAGAUUGCAACCAAAAAAAGCGAGCUGAAACGCAAAGCAACGCUGCCACCAAGUACCGUUAAGCUAGAGACUAUCUAUAACUCAAUGGUAAGAAGCGAAAGCACUGCAUUAGCAAGCAACCCAAAUCAACACUGGCACAAAAUAGUUUCAACACAAACAUCAACACUGAAAAUAAUGCAAAAGGCAAAUGUUGAAAAUUCUCAAGAACCUAAAGAAAGCGAAAUAAAAAUGAAAAAAAAAAAUGAUAAACCAAAAUAAUGCAACAAAUAAUUCUCAAACUCAUCGUAUAACUACUUAUACACAUAUAUAGUAUAUAUAUAUAAAUAUAUAUUUAUUACUUAUUAUUAACUAUUAUAAUUAAAUAACUUAAAAUUAUUAUGUGGAAAAUAUUUAAGCAAAAUUUAUUUAAACAAAAUACUUAGUCACACUUGUAAACCCCACUUUUUAAACUAAUUACUUAAUUGUACUUAAUUAAAUUGUAUUUGUAUUUGUAUUUGUCUAUCAUAUAUAUACAUAAACACGCAUAUAUAUAUUAUAUAAAUUUAUGAAUUUUCGUAAUUAAUUAAUUUAUUAAUUUCGUAGUUUCAAAACCAAAAACAAAACCAAAAAAAAUGCUGAGAAAAAACAACAACAACUUAAAAAAUCUAAUUAUUAUAAAUUCAUAUAUUAAUUAUUGCAUGAAACAUAAAUGAUGUGACGAAAAAAAUAAGAGAAAAUAAAAUAAAACAAACAGACAUACACACACACAAAGUCAAGCAACCGAUACGCAUAUUUUACAGCAUAAAACAAAUAUUAAUAUAACAGUAAAAAAACAAAAAAACAAAAAAAAACGUAUCUACAUACAAUACAUAAAUAAAAAAAAAAUACAAAAACAAAAAACAAGCUAUUUGCUAUUAUUAAAUUAAUUAUUAUUAUUAUUAUAAAUUUAUUAAUUGAUAUUGCCAUGAAAUUAACUAAAUAAAUGUGUGAAUUAUUUGAAAUUUUAAAAACCGAGUGCAAAUUACAUCUAAUAUGGCAACCACGCGCACCCCUAGUGGUGCACAACACUGAUUGGCUAACAACAAGUGGUAGUGUGGAGAGUGAGCGAGCGAUUAGCAUAGCAACAGUUAGGUGAAGGCAGACAGUGGGCGCGCUGUGUGUUGAUAGAGAGAAAUAGUGAAGUGGAAAGGCGAGAGCGAGAUGCAGAACAUCAAAUAAAAAGAGAGCGCAUAUGAGAGUGAUAGAAAGAGAGCGAAAAACAGUACAUCAAAUAGAAAAAGAAAGCAACUGAGAGGUAGAGGGGAAAUGAGAGCGCAAACAGUACAUAAAUUAAAAAGAGAGACCGCUUGAUGGGCGAGAGUUGCAUUCUGAUCAGUACUGCAUAUAUUGCAUGUGCAAGGAAGAGCAGAGCAUGACACCAAUUAGUAUAGCAAGAGUGAAGGGGGAGAGAUGGCGGAAAAUAAUACAUUAAAUAAAGAGGGCGAUCAUAUGAGUGAGAGAGACAGUUGCUAUAUGCUGAAAAGAGAAAGAGAGAGAGAGGAAAGAGAUCGACAGUACAUAAAAUUAUAAAAGAGCAUAAUAAUAUAAGAGAGAGAGCUACAGUUUGAUCAUUGAUUUGCAAGAGCAGCGCUUCACUCAAAUUAGUAUAACAACUGAGCGCAGGUAGCAUGGCAAGGCAAACUCUAUUUGAGUAUUGUGAAUGUUAGUAAAGCGAAGCGGUGAAAUAUUUGAAAUAAGUUUAAAGCAAGUGAGAGUGAUUUGAGUGUGAAGUGCACACAGUGUUGGCAACAGGUAAGAGCAAAUAUAAAAAUGGAGGAGGUAGUGAUAAAAUACAGGAGGAGAACUUACUCAAAAGCUACGUGAAUGUCAGAAAGAGAGUAUAAGAAGAAAAAAUAAUGUGGAGAUUUAAUUUAUAAGUGAGUGUAAAGUAUGGAAAAUAGUGAGAUAAAUCGUCUAUAAGAGUUUUUCAUACCAAUCGAGCUCCACAAACGCAAAAUAUGCUCUAAACUUGCAGUUUAAAUGUCGCUCAUACGUGCGAUUCUCUCUUGAAUAUUCUCUUAAACCACCCUCUCUUCAUUUUGUAGAGUGAUUUUUUAGUAAAGUUUCAUUCCCAGAAUUCUCUGAUCUGAUAUGAUUGCUUGAUCGCUUCAGCGAAGUCCCACGUGGAUCAAAUAACAUUGAGCGCAUACAAAGUUUAUGGAAAGCACUCUUAGUGUUUUAAAUUUGUAUUUUAAACAUGUCUGGAUCAUUUCCAUUUCAUAUCGUAUUCUACUGGAACAUAUACGUUAUUUGUAUAAUGAGAGAGCUAAAAAUCUGGUUAGGAUCUGCAUCUGGUGGAUAUAUCUAUUAUAAUCGAUCAGUGGUAGUAUAAUUAACAAAAACAAAUUCGACUACACUUCUGGUGAUACUCGAUCUCUUUCUUGUAUCUCUUCAUCUCUUUUUCGCUCUCUCUCUCCCCUCUCUUUAUCGUUGAUAUGAGUUGGCGUGUUUUUAGCUUGCAGAUAAUUUCUUGGGUUUUAGUGUUGUGUUGAGAGCUUUCAUAAUUUAUACAUACACACACACUUGACUUCUCUCACUCUACACUAUGCAACACAAAUAUUUAUAGUUAAUUAAGAGCGAUCAAUGUUUUACAAUAAAAAAUAAUCAGUAAUUUUAAUUCAAAUUUAAUAUAUUAAAAUAAACUAAAUAAAUAGUCAAAAGAUAUGUAUGAAUGUUUUCCGUAUACUAUAGAUUCUUUUAGUUGUCACUUCACGCUUACUAAUCAAGUAAUUAAGUAGUAGAAAUGUGUAUGAAAAAGUUGAAAAUUUUAUAUAAAAAAUUAUUAAAAAAAACUCAAAUCAAUGUUAUAACAAAAUAAGAGUGCGCAAUGUGUAAGAAGAGAGAACAAAGAGAGCACUAAAAAGAAAAUUGAAGCGCUAAAAAAAUAAAUUAAAAUUAUUCGUUCAAAUAAGUGAGUAUAGAUUAUUAAUUAGCAUUAUUAAGUGAAAUUAAAAAAAAUAUUAAAUUUAUUACGCGAAGUAUGACGUUGUAACCGAAAGGAAGUCAAAACUAAAACACCAACUUUGAAUAUUAUAAAGAAUUUUUUAAAAGGUACUUAUAUAGUGAAAUUUAAUAAAAAAAAAAAUUAAUAAGAAAAAUUCACAAAAAAAAAAAAUAAGGAAAGAGCGCUGCAAGCAGUUAGUGAGUGAGAGUACGCAAAUGAAUGAAGAGUAAGAGCAAAGAGCGGGAACUGUAAAGAGAUUAAAGAGAGAAUGGUAAUAAGAGUACUAAGAACAGUAAAGAGAGAGUAUAUGAUCGACAGGAAAAGAAGAAGGAAAUAUAAAGAGAAGUAAAAACAAAGAACCAUAACAGAAUGGAAAGAUCAGCAAGGCGAAUUGAGAGGGAGAAUACCGAAUUGAGAAAACUAACUGCAAAGGAUUGUGCAAAGAACUGAAAAGUGAAAACAUACAUUUAAAAUCAAAAGAGGCGUGAAAUGUGAAAGGCAUUUAAAAACAAAAACCAAAAAUAACAACAAAGACGUAUUUAGAAUAUGACAUUUUUUAUAAAAAAAUAGCUAGAAGAAAGAGAGAGAGUAGUAAGAAAAGAACGAUGCAGGACAGAGAGAAGUAAAAUGAAGGAGAUUGCGUGUAAAAUAAAGCAGAGAGCUAAAGGAUGGAAAGAGAAAAAACGCGUUAGCUGCGUGGAAGGAGAGUGCGAGAGAGAACGUAGUAUACCGAAAGUAGAAGGAGAGCGUGUUGUAGAAAAGGUAGUUACAAACAGGCGGGCGAUUGCAAUAAGAAAAUAUUAAAAUAGUGAAAACUAAGAAAAAUCGAAUCUAAACAACUAAUGGCAAUAUUUUCGGAGGUUGAGGCAUUUCAUAGAAAAAAAUUUCAUAUGCAAAAACGAAAAGUACUAAUCACUUGAAGCGCAAUACAUAAUAGAAGUAUUCAAAUGAAAAUGUAUACAAAAUAAGCCAAAUUUUUGUAAAAGCAAUUGUGCUAAUAAACGCAAUAGAAGUACGUAGCUGUAAUGCAUGAAAUUUGUCAGCAAUGCAUUGAAGAGCACGAACUGAAAUGUGGCAACAGUGCAACUAUAAGCAAUUGAUCAAAUGGCUAAAAAAGCGAAAAUGGUAACAGCAAACGAUCAACACAAGUGAGCUGACAGAGCGUGUGUGGCUUAAAGAGUUGUUGUGGUUAAGCAAGCGGCGCAAGGAGGUGAGGGAGGAGUGUGGAAAUCCGGAUUUAUGGAAAAUGAAGCUGGAUAAUGCAGAGGCGGGUGAGGAAAUGUUGAAGUGAUCUCAAAUGUAGCAAGUUGGACGAUCAAUGUGGGAGAACGUGGUGAGAAUUAAAAGAGAGUGAGCAAGAGCGAGAGAGACACUUUUUAAGAGCGAGAUGGUUUGUAACUUGGCUAAAAACGAUUGAAAUGGUGUGUGUCUUGGCUUAACUGCUACUUAACUACCAUCUCGUCAACUACAACUCGUCAGCUCACCGCAAUUCAGCCGUACAAUCGACAGCCACAUGCAUAUAAACAAGUACACCUAUAACAAAGCACUACACUGCGCUUGUGUAAUGCGUAAGCAAUGCGCUCAUUUAGGUGCUAAACGCUUUACAUAGCACAAAUGCGUUUUUUAAUAAUAAAAAAAAGAGCUCACUAAUCACACAUUCAUCUACAUUAUAACAGAUUAUCACGAAAUUUACAUGCAUGUAUUUUAUGUAAUCAAUGUUGAAAUAGUAACGAAUUGCAAACGAUAAGAUAUUUAUCAUCAACAACAAUAAAAAAAUAACAACAAUACAUACUAAUAUAUAAUAAUUGAUAUAUAAUUGUUUACAAAAAAGAAAAAUAAAAGCAAAAAUUCAUAAAAAUAAUAAUGAAAUCACUCUCAUACCCAUACGCACAUAAGAAAAUGUUAAUCACAGCAUGAAACGGGUUAAAGAUUAUUCACAAAAAAAUAUAUUCGUAUAAAUGUCAUAAACCAUUUGAUGUGCUAAACACUUCUACGAGAGCGAGCAGAAAUGCCAAUGUGUAAAUCCAAACUAAUCAUUUACCAUAAAAAACUAAUGUUAAAACUCAAAGCUCAGCAGUAGAAAUGCAAAAAAUGUGUGUAGACUCGCAGAAAACCGCUUAUAAAAAAUGUUUUACCCAUGUCAGUUAAAUAUAUCGUAUAACUGUGUGUUUAACAACUUAGUAGCAAAAACAAAAACAAAAAUAAUUGUUAUUCAUAAUUGUAAAGAAACGCACACGCCAAAAUAAACAAUAUUAUAAAGUGUGUGUCUUGGAUAAAGGUAUGUGAAUUGGCUAAUACAUAUGAGAGAGAGAGCUAGAGAAAGAGAGAGAGAGCGAUAGUGAAGGAGAUCGAGAAGAAAGGACGAUAGAAUUACGUGUUUUUAAUUAAGAGAGGAUAGAGGAAGCCACUUGAGGAAGAGCGAUAGUGAAAGAGAAGGAGAAAAAGGAGAGACAGAGACGUGGUUUAAGUAAAGAGAGGAAGUCAUUUGCAGAAGAGUAAAGAGUAUAUAUGUCGGUUAGGGCUGAAGAAGUGGCAGAAAUGUUGGAAGAAAGAUAUAUAUGUGACAGUAGCUUAGGAAGAAUGAGAGAGAUGGUUUGACGAGAUAAUGGCAAUAAGCUUUAGUUUCCUACAAAUACGUGGAGAAGCAAAAAACAAGGAAGAGUGAAAGGAUGGAUGAAGAGAAUAUAAUUAAAAAAGAAAGAGGGGUAAAGUGGUGAAAAUUCAAAUAAGAAAGAGAAGUGGAAUUGGAGGAAGUUGUGUAGAAAGCAUAUAGAAAGAAAGAUACUUGAAUUCCUAAGUUGUGAGAGAGGAAAGCAUACAAAAGAAGGAAAAUAAAUGAAAAGAGUUGAAAAAGAACUGGGGAAAGCUUGAAGAGCACUAGAAGAGUUGAAAAAUAACUGGAAAGAGCUUUAAGAGUACUGGAAAGAGCUGAAAAAGAACUGGAGAAAGCUUGAAGAGCACUAGAAGAGUUGAAAAAUAACUGGAAAGAGCUUUAAGAGUACUGAAAAGAGCUGAAAAAGAACUGGAGAAAGCUUGAAGAGCAUUAAAAGAGUUGAAAAAUAACUGGAAAGAGCUUUAAGAGAACUGGAAAGGGCUGAGAAAGAACUGGAAGGUGCUUGAAAGAAGCUGGAAAGAGCUUUAAGAGAACUUGAAAGGGCUGAGAAAGAACUGGAAGGGGUUGAAAGAACUUAACAAAUAUUGGAUUGCUGUAAAAAAGUGAUAAAAGGGGUAAUGUGUAGAAAAGGAACGCAAAACAAGUCGUGCGGUCAGUGAGAAUUGUAAGAAGACGGUGUGUCACUGAGCAAAUGUAUUGUAGGAGUAAUCACGAAAGGUUUCAGUGUCGUUUUUCAACUAGCGGACAUCAUUUGAGCUGCUUUAAAAUACAGUUGGCUAACUUAGUAUAUAAAAAACAAGCGCAUUUACUUAAAAAUAAAUACAAGCAAACAACGAAAUCAAAGGAGCUUCUUGCCAACUGCGUUAAAGAGCGGGGGAAAAGAUUAAAAAACAGAAACUAGAAGAAAAACCUAGAAGAUAAAAUAGGUGGAGAGGAGGAAAUUAAGGAAGAACAUGGAGCUUUGCUGCUUUGAAAAUAGGUUGGGUGGCGAGCGCUCACUUUCUCUCUCUCUCUUUCUCUCUAAAAGUUAGUUCAGUUCUAAACCAAAAGUGAGAGCAAGAAUGUGAGUUUUAGAAGAAACUUAAUAUUUAUUUAACUGGCUCUGCAGUUUCUUGCUGAGAGCUUUAUGUAUUUUCAUGAGAUUUUAGUCAUUUACAGCAGUGUGGUCCAACGAUAAUUAGUUAGAUUCCACUGUAAAGAUUCCAAUUUAUAUUUAUGAAUGUUCGAAAUAUUCUAGCUUCUUUAAAAUACCAGCGUUCUUCAAACUUACUCGCAUAAGCAACUCUGCGUUUUAGCCAAGACACAUACCACGCAUUCAACGCAUGCGCCCAAGACACAUGCCAACUUCUACUACCUACAAUGUGCAACAACUAACAUACUAAAUCACUCAAGCCACAGGCAAACUGAAGAGGUUAGCGCAAAUUUUUUAAACAAUAUAAAAAAAUUAAGUAAAAAAUAACAGAUUUUAAGCAAAAAUAUUCAUAUUUUAAUGUGCAAAAACAAAAUGAAACACAAGCAACAAGUAAAUUAAUGAAUGUUAUUAAGCGGUUAAAACUAGUAGCAAAGUGUCAGAAAUGAGUGUAAAACAUUAGCGACAAGCCACGAAAAUUGCAUUUAAACAAAAUAAAAUAAAAGUGGAGUCAAUAUUUAAGUGUGGCCAAAGCAAAAGCACAUAUGAUUGUAUAUGAAGUAGAAGUACUAAAAAAUCAUUUCAAAACCCGUAAAAUAUACCGUACCAUAAACUAACUGUACUGAAAUCGACACCAAAAAAUCCCACUUAGCAAAAAUUCACACUCGUACUGAAACAGUCAGCGCAAAAAAUGCCGAAAAAUAGUUGAAAAAACAUAAAAAAAAUUGACUUCAAAUACUACAAUUACUACUACUAUUUUACAAACGCAGUACAUAGCAACCCACAAAGCGUAGCAGAAUUUCAGAAUUUAUAUAGUGCAAAAAAAAAGAAAAGAAAACCAAAUUAGUAAAAAAAUCAGCAAUUUUUUCAAAUGUUAUAGCAUGCGUGUUGCACGCACGUAAAUUUUCGUAAAAACCCAGAUGAUGAAAUCAGCUUCCAAAAUUUUUAAGAUACUAGUCACAUAAGUGUUUAAUAUUAGUAGCAAAAAGCAAAGCAUAUUGAAAAUUUAAAUUAUAUAACAGUAAAUGUGGUAGUGAUGCGGUAGAAAAAAAGCAUACAAAAACUAUAUACCGUUAGUUUGGUUAGACGCCAACAAUUUUUUUGAAAAAAAUAAAAGAAAAAAUAUACAUUGUCAUAUAUAUAUAUAAUCGUAUAAACAACAACAAUUUUCCAAAAUAAAAACACUGAUUUUUCAAAUAUAUAUAUAUAUAGAGAAUUUUUACGCAUAAAUAUAUAUAUAUAUAUAAAUAGAUAUCUAGAUACAUAUAUAUAUGAAACGUAUUAAAUGUGAAAGACACCACGGCAAAUAUUUGGGAUCAUUAAAUAUAAGAGAUUAUUGAGAUUAAACACUUAAGUUGGACGAAGUUUGUGUCUGAGAGAUCGUGAGGAGAUCGCGCAAAAUUGGAAGCGCCGUAAAUUGUGUGCGUUGCGUGAGAGUGGCGUGCCAAUUUAUGAAACCAGCAAUUUUGCGCGUUGAAGUCGAAGAAAAUAUAUGAAAAAAAUAUACAUUAAAAUUAAGCGAAAAAAGUACAGUUAAAAUAAUAAAAAAUAAAACAAAAUAUUAAAAAAAAAAUAUAUAUAUGAAAAAAUAUUGAAAAACUAAAUUUGUAGUAGCAAACGCAUAUCGCAUGCGAUUUAACAAAACCAUUAACUAUCAACUAUGAUUUACUCGCAUAAACAUACUUACAAAACUAGUUUCAUGUUUCUCUUAAAUGUUCAAAAAAGCAAAAACAAAAAACCAACAAAAUACAAAAGUAAAUUGCAAAAAUAAAACAAAAAAAAAAUCAUAAUUAUAAUUAUUAAAAAUAAAUAAUAGCUAUGAAACAGCUGGCAACACUAUGCGAAAUGGCAAAUGCAUUAUUAUUACAAUUACAAUUACCUAAAUGUCACAUAAAUACAUACAAACGCAUAGAGAUACAUAUAUAUAUAUAUAUAUACAAUACAUAUAUACAUGUUUAAUGUGUAUUUAUAACGGUACUUGUACUAGUAUUUGUGUUCCCCGCCCACAAAAAAAACAAAUAAACAAAAACAAAGCAACAAAGUAGAAAUGCAAAACGCAGUAAUUAACAAAGAAUAAUUGGGUGCUUAGAAAAUAUUUCAUUAUGUAAUUAAAAAGCGAAACUCUCUUAACUGACUGCUGAGAGCGUGCGCGAAACAGCGCCAAACAUGGAUGAGCUAAGAAAGCUGAGUGUUGGUUAGAAGAACUAAAAAAAUAUGUGGAAUAUUGUCACAAAAGGCAUGCUGAACAAUUGUUUUGCACACGAGUGUAGCUGGCAGACAUAUGAAAUGUAGCGUAAAAUGCUGGAAAACACGAGCGACAUGCAAAAUUAGUGUUUGCCAGCAUCGAAAUGGCAAAAAAUGCAAGCGAUUACUUUUCCAUUACUUUAUGAUUACUUGAAUUUUAUUAUACUAACGGAAUAUUGUCAUUGUAUGUUUGCUAAGGAGUAGCAUACCACAAAUUACGUUAAAUUAUUAAGUAAUUGUAUUGAAUUACAAGCGAUUACUUUUCCAUUACUUUAUGAUUACUUCAAUUUUAUUGUACUAACCGAAUAUUGUCAAACUUAAAGUUGUUGUAUGUUUGCUAAAUAAAAGCAUACAACAAAUUACGCUAAAUUAUUCAGUAAUUGUAUUGAAUUACCACUAAUUUCUUAAGUAAUUAACUAAGUAAUUAUAUAUGAAAUGCGUGCAUUAGUGUUUAAUUAUUUGUGUUUAGCUUUUAUGUGCGUAUAAUAUUAAUGAAAAUACAUAAGUAGUAGCUAUGAAUUAUAACUUUGCUCCAUUGUAAUGCAUUACUCUAACCAAUAUACUUUAAAUAUAUUUAUAUCGUAAUUAAUUGCAAUUUACUCUAAUUGUGUAUACAUAAUUGUUAAUAAUUUAAGAAAUAUAUAUUUUUAAUCAGCUGAAAAUGAAGCAUUGCUUGCUGUCAUUACAUAGGCACAAGCAUUACAUUACAUUUUGUAAUGCUCUGGUAAUGUUAAUGCUUUUUCGACUCAGCUUACAAUUAAAUUGUAAUUACUUUGUUUAUAAAAUAUUCACACAUAGAUAUUACUUUCAAUUUAAUCCAAAUAUUUGUGUAUUUAUCUCAAUUACAUAUUAAUUAACACAUUACCAAAUAAAUUACAAGUAAUUAGAAACUAACCAACCAACAUAAAUACCAGCAAAAAUGUAUUGAAUGCCACACUUAGAUACAUAUAUAAACGAAUGCAACAGUUGGUCACAAAUAUGACUUAAAGCAACAAGUAAUUAAACUAAAGUAAUGCAAGUAAUAGAAAGUAAUUAUAUGGAUAUUUGUUAAUGGAAUAAUAGAUGUGAACUUAAAGUAAAAGCAAAACAGUUACACAGAUGACUAAAGAGGUGGAUGAUGGUAAAUCUAAGGAGAAUACACUACUGCGAAACGUAGUAAAGUGAGAAGGAGAAAACGAGAAAGAGAGUGAGGAAUUACAAACAAGCAGAGUAAGAUAGGCAAGCAGAGUAACAAAUACUGACCAAAGAGCAUGUGGUUGGCUGGGCUUUAAGAGAGAUGCGGGCGAAAAGUGGAGACCUAUAGAUCAAGAAGGAGAAGAAGAAGAAGUGUAGUCAGUAGAAUGGCUAACACUUGCUCUUACGCAAGCCUCUCUCAACUCUCAAGCCAAAACUAACAAAACUAUGCGCUCUUCAAGUGACUAGUGACUAGUUUGUAGCUGAAGAUCACUUAACCGAACAAAACAAAGAAGUUGUGAGCAACAUAGACGCAUAUAUACAUACAACUAGAAGAGACAUACACACGCACACUCAUACAUAAGCACAGAUACACACGGAAACUACAAAUACAUAUAUACAAUAUAUAGAA
Zeugodacus cucurbitae (melon fly) is the source of this 16909-nucleotide messenger RNA. It is a transcript of the gene fne, whose product is annotated as ELAV-like protein 2. Gene Ontology annotation, cellular component: ribonucleoprotein complex. Bases 4340 to 5458 code for a protein of 372 amino acids. Gene Ontology annotation, molecular function: RNA binding. Lineage: Eukaryota; Metazoa; Arthropoda; Insecta; Diptera; Tephritidae. The transcript has 8 exons. The record is from RefSeq and is a predicted model, not a curated record.